CCGCUUCUCUUCCGGUUCACCUGCUUGAGAGCUAGCUUAGGCAGUCACUAGUGUUGCGGUGGUCAGCUGAGGAGCGAAAGACGUCAACAGCACUAAACAAUCUUAAGGAUAUCUACAGAACUUCUGCUUAUCUUCUGGCUUGAGUUUGCCGUUGGAGAUCUCCGCCAUCAUGGGGGACCUCUUUAGAAGUGAAGAGAUGACCCUGGCGCAGCUCUUCCUCCAGUCAGAGGCUGCCUACUGCUGUGUUAGUGAACUCGGAGAGAUUGGGAUGGUGCAAUUUCGGGAUCUCAACCCAGAUGUCAAUGUGUUCCAACGCAAGUUUGUCAACGAAGUGCGACGUUGUGAGGAAAUGGAUCGCAAGCUGAGAUUUGUGGAAAAGGAGAUAAAGAGGGCCCACAUCGGCGUCAUCGACACAGGGGAGAAUCCGGAGGUGCCCUUCCCGAGGGACAUGAUAGACCUGGAGGCCACGUUUGAGAAACUAGAGAACGAGUUGAAGGAGAUCAACACUAACCAGGAAGCACUGAAGAAGAACUUCCUGGAACUGACGGAGCUCAAGCACAUCCUGCGACGCACUCAGCAGUUUUUCGAUGAGGGUUUCCAUCUGCAGAUGGAGGACCCCAGUCUACUGGAGGAGUCGAACAUACCCCUGGAGCCCACUGAGGCUAACCGCGGAGUACCUCUCAGACUAGGGUUUGUCGCCGGAGUCAUCGGAAGGGAGCGCAUUCCUACAUUUGAGCGGAUGCUGUGGCGAGUUUGCCGUGGCAACGUGUUCCUGAAGCAGGCCGACAUCGAAGAUCCACUGGAAGACCCUGCUUCGGGUGACCAGGUGUACAAGUCGGUGUUCAUCAUCUUCUUCCAGGGUGACCAGCUGAAGAAUCGCGUCAGGAAGAUAUGCGAGGGGUUCCGGGCUUCCUUAUACCCAUGUCCCGAGACGCCACAGGAGAGAAAGGAGAUGGCGGCAGGAGUGAACGCUCGCAUUGACGACCUCCAGAUGGUGCUGAACCAGACGGAGGACCACCGGCAGCGGGUGCUGCAGGCGGCCGCCAAGUCGGUCCGCGUGUGGUUCAUCAAGGUGCGGAAGAUGAAGGCCAUCUACCACACGCUCAACCUGUGCAACAUCGACGUCACCCAGAAGUGUCUGAUCGCCGAGGUGUGGUGCCCCAUCUCAGACCUGGACUCCAUCCAGUUCGCCCUGCGGAGGGGAACGGAGAAGAGCGGCUCCACCGUCCCCUCCAUCCUCAACAGGAUGCAGACCAAGCAGACCCCUCCCACCUACAACAAGACCAACAAGUUCACCUCGGGCUUCCAGAACAUCGUGGACGCCUACGGGGUCGGCAACUACCGCGAGAUGAACCCAGCGCCCUACACCAUCAUCACCUUCCCCUUCCUCUUCGCCGUCAUGUUCGGGGACAUGGGCCACGGGGCGCUCAUGACCUGCGCCGCCCUCUACCUGGUGUUGAGGGAGAGCCGGCUGGCCGCCCAGAAGAACGACAACGAGAUGUUCUGCAUGGUGUUUGCGGGCCGCUACAUCAUCCUCUUGAUGGGCCUGUUCUCCAUCUAUACGGGCAUCAUCUACAACGACUGCUUCUCCAAGUCCCUCAACGUCUUCGGCUCGGGCUGGAGCGUCAGGCCCAUGUUCGACGCCCGAGUAGGCGGCAACUGGACGUUUGAAGUGCUCGAGGAAAAUAAGCUUCUGCAGCUGGACCCGGUUGUGGAGGGGGUGUUUAAGGGACCCUACCCCUUAGGAAUUGACCCAAUCUGGAACAUCGCCGCCAACAAGCUGACCUUCCUGAACUCCUUCAAGAUGAAGAUGUCUGUGAUCCUGGGAGUCAUCCACAUGCUGUUCGGAAUCAUUCUCAGCCUCUUCAACCACCUGUACUUCAAUAAGCCCCUGAACAUCUACUUUGGCUUCAUCCCGGAGAUCGUCUUCAUGGUCAGCCUGUUUGGCUACCUGGUGCUGCUCGUGUUCUACAAGUGGCUGGCUUAUGACGCAAGCAACUCCCGUACCGCGCCCAGCAUCCUCAUCGCCUUCAUCAACAUGUUCCUGUUCAGCUACAGCGACGGCAGCGCCCAGCUGUACACCGGCCAGCAGGCGCUCCAGUCGUUCCUGGUGGUCAUCGCGCUGAUGUGCGUCCCCUGCAUGCUGGUGGUGAAGCCCCUGAUCCUGCGGAGGCAGUACCUGUGGAGGAAAAACCUGGGAACCCAGAACUUCGGGGGGAUCCGGGUGGGCAACGGGCCCACGGAGGACGAGGCCGGGAUCAUCGAGCACGACCAGCUGGCCCUGAACACGGAGGAGGAGCCCGAGGCUCGUGUGGAGGAAGAGUUUAACUUUGGGGACGUGGCAGUGAUCCAGGCCAUCCACACCAUAGAGUAUUGCCUGGGCUGCAUCUCCAACACGGCCUCCUACCUGCGCCUGUGGGCUCUGAGUCUGGCACACGCACAGCUGUCGGAGGUCCUUUGGACCAUGGUGCUGAAGUUCGGCCUCAGCUCCGCCAGCUUCGGUGGCGCCCCCCUGCUCUUCAUCCUCUUCGCGGCCUUCGCCGUGCUGACCGUGUGCAUCUUGCUCGUCAUGGAGGGCCUCUCCGCCUUCCUCCACGCACUACGACUGCACUGGGUGGAGUUCCAGAACAAGUUCUACACGGGACAAGGGUUCAAGUUCCUCCCGUUCGUGUUCGAGGGCAUACUGGACGGAAAGUACGAGGACUGAUCGGAUGUGCCUUCCGAUUAUUAUUGUUGUUAUUAUAUUGUUAUAAAAAAGUGUUGGUGUGUAGUUGAUUCAAGUGUGACAAUGUAUUCUUCCACACCUUAAUUAGAGGCUCUAGGGUUGUAUGUAUAUCUUUAUACAAUACACACGCAUCAAGGAAGUAGGAGAGAUCGUUUUUACAGCAAGCGAGACCCAACGUUGAUUGCUUCUUACAAAAGAUUACUUUGAUAUUGUGCCCCCUGGAGGCAAAUACCUUAAUACUUUAUCCAACGUCUAUCCAAGCAUUCUCGUCGUCUGUACAUAGCUAUGGAGUCCUAUCAAGUAUCUUUAGUCUGUCAACUGUCUAGACUCUCUAGCCGUGCUGUUGCUGUUGUCAUCCUUUAGUUUUAUUUAGAUGGUUUUCUCAUCUUACAUUAUUUAUAUGAUCUGUUUUUCCAACUGAAAAACCUCUUCACCGCCUUCGUACACAUUAUGAGACUUAUGUAUGUCCAACCCUACUUUACUGUACACAAGAGUUGACAUUUUCUCUCUCUGGGGAUUGGUCAGUUUCAAUGUGUCUGUUUAAUCACACAACAAAUCCCAUCUCUCGCGUGUAAAAAAAGGUUAAAAGGGAAAUCUCACUGAGGAAGAUCCAUGAGCGUUGACUGCUAUGUUCAAACAAUGAAUGUUUGUAAUGUGGCUUCAAAAGAAAAGUGUGUCAUGCGUUUAUCAUCCGUGUGUAAAGGCCUACAUGUGUUCAAGGUUUGCUGUUCCAUCUUUGUCAAUAAAUUGAAUGGAUCAGUUUAACAGCUGAAUUGUUAUUUUUUCCCUUAAGUUGCUGCCUCAAGAAUUGUACAUCGUAGGUGUGUAUUGGUAAUCAUGGAAACAUUUAGGAAGAACACGAUUUGGCGCCCCCUUCUGGUUAAAGAGGGGUUAGAACCUUAGUAAAUCCCUGUGAGUUGUCCUCCAGAUGGAGCUGUUUAUUAGGUUUGUUUAACUUAACAUUCAGCCUUUCAAUUGGAUCGUUUAGUGAGGGACUGUUAACAACUAACAUAACAUGACAAUAAAAUAAAUUCUUGAUUCUUGAAGACA
This is a messenger RNA of Gadus morhua (Atlantic cod), 3775 nucleotides long. RefSeq names its product ATPase H+ transporting V0 subunit a1a (gene atp6v0a1a). NCBI's taxonomy places the organism in Eukaryota, Metazoa, Chordata, Actinopteri, Gadiformes, Gadidae. Gene Ontology annotation, molecular function: ATPase binding; proton-transporting ATPase activity, rotational mechanism. Gene Ontology annotation, cellular component: plasma membrane; vacuolar proton-transporting V-type ATPase complex; vacuolar proton-transporting V-type ATPase, V0 domain. The transcript is spliced from 22 exons. The record is from RefSeq and is a predicted model, not a curated record. Gene Ontology annotation, biological process: vacuolar acidification; proton transmembrane transport. The coding region runs from base 170 to 2707 and encodes 845 amino acids.